Molecule: messenger RNA, 3906 nt
Organism: Heterostelium album PN500
Lineage: Eukaryota; Evosea; Eumycetozoa; Acytosteliales; Acytosteliaceae
Exons: 25
Coding region: 1-3906 (1301 amino acids)
Source: RefSeq, a predicted model, not a curated record
AUGGGUAGAGUGAUUUUGUACUUGGUACUCAAUUGUAUCAAAGGGAAUACAUUCGAUGAAAAGGAUGACUACAAAUACAAAAGUGAUUUCGACAACCUCCAAAAUAUAUCCGACGAUUUGAGAGAGCUGCUUUUAGAGCUGUGUGACGAUAAAGAACAUCGAAUUGAAUAUAAAGGUAUCGUCAACCACAAAUGGGUACAAUCGAAACAGCUGAUACAAUAUAUCUAUAGUGGUGACAAUAUUCAAAAGAAAGACAUUACACUCAAAGAUCUCUAUCAAAUAUUUAAGGAGAAAGAUGAAUUUUCGAGUGAAUACAUUGUAUUUGUAUCUUACUAUUAUGAUCAAGAUACAUUAUAUCUUUUGGAGGAUACAGAUCGCAGACAUCUUUAUUCAGUUAAAACAGUGUCAUUAUUCCAUAUUAAUAUUUUAAAGAAUUGUGAUAAACCAACAGAGCACAAAGAAUAUCAACGACUUUUAACAUUGUACAAAACAGUACUCGCAGAAAAGAACUCGUUAAUGGCUAUUAAUAUGCAAAAGUUGUUAAUACCCAGACCAGAUUCAGAUGUUUAUAAAGCAGCCGAUCUAUUGAACUAUCUCAGUUUGUUAUCAAGUGAGGUAAAAGCGACUCUUUUAUCAACAAUAACAAGUAUCAAUAUCUAUGAUCACUACUUGGAACAAUCACCAUUGAAAGUUACACCUGAUAUCGUCGAAAGUAUACUUAUGAAUAAUGAUUGUAGAGCUCUUUUUAAAGAAAGAUAUCAAAAAGAUAUGGCAGACUAUAUUGUUUUGGUGACUGACGAUAAAGAUCAAUUUUCAACACUUCAGUCAUUGCAAAUGAAAGAGAUUAGAUCAAUUUGUAUGAUUAGUCUAACUAUCAAUCAAAAACUUAAAGUCAAAGCAUCUGAUAUUUACAAACAAUUGGUCAAUGUUUACUCAUCUUUGCUCAACAACAACAACAAAAGAUCUGAGAGUGAUGAAUCAAAUGAUAUCGAAGCACAAGAAAGAUUGCAGUACUUAUUACCAAGAGUAGAUAGUCAUAUGUAUAAUCCUUAUCAAUUAGUUUACUAUUUGAGAGUAUUUGUCGAGCAAGAUAAAGAUGAAGAAUCUGUUUUAUCAAGACCGAUAGCAUUCUCCAAGUAUAACGAUCAAUUACAAGUUCAAUCAUGGGAUAUUCAUCCUAAAUCAAUAGAAGAAUUGAUUAAUCAAAACUAUGAUUAUCUUAAACAAUAUAAUAUGUCAAUAUCAGAUUAUAUUCUAUUGGUAUCUUAUACGGACACUCCAGAUGAAUUACAUUUACUUUCAUCGAAUAGACAACCAAUCUAUAAAUUCUAUACAAUCAAUGCAUAUUGUAUAAAGAGUUUAUCUGAUGACUCAUCAUUGAGAAACAAGAAUGAAUAUGAACAAUUGGUAGAUCUUUAUGAAUCUAUAUACAAAGAAAGAGUAAUCGCUUUCUUACAGAAUAUAAUACCAUAUGAACUCUACAGUUUGUUAUUACCCACAAUCGAUCAUAGAAACUAUGAACCAGUUAGUAUCAUUCAUUAUAUUCAUAUUUUAAUGUCAAAGAAUAUGGAUGAGAUUCACGAGCGAUUCUGUUCACCUAGAGAUCUUCGAAUCAACGAUCACCAAGGUAUCAGCAAUCAUCGAUUGGUGCAAUCGAAACAACUGAUACACAAUAUCUAUAAUGUUGACAAUGUUCAAAAGACAAACAUUACACUCAAAGAUCUCUAUCAAUUACAUAAGGAGAAAGAUGAAUUAAAGAAUGAAUACAUUGUAUUUGUAUCUUAUUAUUAUAAUCAAGAUACAUUAUAUCUUUUAGAGGAUACAAAUGACAGACAUCUUUAUUCAGUUAGUUGUGGUAAACCGACAGAACACAAAGAAUAUCAAAGACUUUUAACAUUGUACAAAACAUUACAUGAAGAAAAGAAACCACUGUCACCCAUUGCCAUUAAUAUACAAAAUAUGUUAAUGCCCAAACCCGAUACAGAUUUAUAUAAAGCAAGCAAACUAAUGAAAUAUCUCAGUUUGGUAUCAAGUGAUGUCAAAGCGAUUCUUACAACCUUGACAAGUAUCAAUAUCUAUGAUCAACACUUUAAUCAUAAAGCAAUGAUAGUUACACCCGAUAUCGUAGAAAGUAUAUUUAUGAAUAAUCAUUAUGCUCUUUUUAAAGAAAAACAUCAAAUGGAGAUGUCAGAUCACAUUGUUUUGGUGACUGAUGAUAAAGAUCAAUUUUAUACUCUUCAAGCAUUGCCUAUGAAAGAUAUUAAAUCACUUUGUUUCAUAAGUAUAACGAUCAAUCAACAACUUCAAAUCAAAGAAUCGGCUCUAUAUGAUCAAUUGGUCAAUGUUUACUCAUCUUUACUAAACAAAAGAUCGAGUGAAUCCAAUUCCAUUCCUCAAGAAAGAUUGCAAUACUUAUUACCAAGAAUAGAUAGCGAUGAGUAUAAUCCUUAUCAUAUUGUUUACAAUAUCAAUCUGUAUCAAGCCAAACCAAAUCAAAUUGGAUCCGUUUUAUUAAGAUCGAUAGCAUUCUCCAAGUAUAACGAUCAAUUACAAGUUGAAUCAUGGGAUAUUACUCCUAAAUAUGUACAAUCUUUGGUUAAUCAAAACUAUGAUUAUCUUAAACAAUAUAAUAUGUCAAUAUCAGAUUAUAUUCUAUUGGUAUCUUACACAGAUACUCCAGACAAACGACAUUUACUUUCAUCAAACACAAAACCAAUCUAUAAAAUAAGUACAAUUCAUGCAUAUUCAAUAAAGAAUAUUACAUUGGACGAUUCACCGGUUAUCAAGAGUAGUGAAUAUGAACAAUUGGUAGAUCUUUAUGUGUCAUUGUUGUCAGAAAGAAAUGAUCAAUUGCUUACACUAAUUCCAGAGGCUCUAUGUAAUAUGCUAUUACCUAAAACUCAUUAUAAACACUAUCAGCCAAGCAAUAUCAUUCAAUACAUUCACAUGUUGGUGUCAGAUGAAAAGUUAAAGUCUGUCAUUGCCCAAGUUAAUAAUGUAAUACCACUGUCACUGUACGAAAGCUACAAAGAAUAUAAAUCGAUUCACCAAUUCUCGAUUAUGGAUUAUAUUGCAUAUCUUAAUCACGACUAUGAGCAAAUCAAAAAGAAUCACUCCAUUGAAAUUUCCAACUAUUUGAUUCUGGGAUCGAUUCAUGAAAAGCCGGACUCUUUUUUCGUUUUAUCAUACCAUUCACUCUUUUCAAUGAAAUCGGCAUAUGCUUUUCAAAUAACAAAAGUACACGACAUUAUAGUUCCAGAGUAUUCACCAAUUCAUGUUGCAUUGAAAGGUUUGUACAUUUCACUACGUAAAGAUAAAUUUUCAAAGAUUAUAGGAUCAAUGCCUCAAAAUAUAGCCAAUAUAAUUGCUCCACCUGAUUCCAAUAUUUUUAAAGAUAAGAAUAUGAAUAUAGCUUAUUAUAUUAAUUUGAUUAAAUCAGAUAGUGAAAUACAAACAAUGAUAAACUGUAUGGAAGAAGAUUUGAAAGGUGAAAGGAAUGUACAUGACCUAAAGAUUGAAACUCUGAAGAGAGAUUUGAGAAAUCUCAAUGAUUAUACCGCUCAGAAUGAUAAGCGAAUCAGUGAUAUCACCCAUGAAAUACAUCUGCUAAAGAACCGCAAUGAAGCAGUAAAGUUGCGCUCAUCGAAAGAGCAAGUCGAUAUCAACAAGCAAUCAUUGAUGAAUCUCAAGAAUAGCAUCGAUCAGCUCGAGAAGGAUAGGGUCGAGAGCUAUGAAGAAAUGAAGAUCGCAUUGUCCAAGGGUGUCAAACAGAAAGACGACACCGAACUCACCAAAGAGGAGGAGAAGGUCGAAGCAGUUCUGUUAGAGUUGAGCAAAAAAGUUGAUAAACUAGCCAGAGAAUUGACAGAUCUUGAAAUUAAAAAUCAAAAUAAUUUUAAUAAAUAA